Molecule: messenger RNA, 1215 nt
Organism: Penicillium verhagenii
Lineage: Eukaryota; Fungi; Ascomycota; Eurotiomycetes; Eurotiales; Aspergillaceae
Exons: 3
Coding region: 1-1215 (404 amino acids)
Cellular component (GO): intracellular anatomical structure
Molecular function (GO): oxidoreductase activity, acting on NAD(P)H, oxygen as acceptor
Source: RefSeq, a predicted model, not a curated record
AUGUUCGGACCCAGGCUUUCACACUUGUCCAUUCAAGCUCUCAAGCUCUCAUCUCGUCCAAAUGGUCUCCAUCUCCUUUCAACCAGCCGUAUCGUGGCUGUCAACAGUUCCAGUUCAUACUAUACCCACCAAAGUUCACCCCCCGCGCAGUAUUUCAGCAGUUCCCACGGCCCUCGAUCGAACUCAAGGAACAUCAAAUGGACAGAUUCCACCGAGAACUCCCCCACUGAAGAUGAUGAAGGAAUCGCACGUAUAAAUGAGAAUAUCAGCAUUGAAUACCCCGACCAAAGCGAGGUCCCUCGAACCCCAGUGAUCCAGGGCAGAGGAGGCAUGCAUUUCAAGCGCACCCUUGCUCAAUUUUCUCUCGAGGACAGAGUCACAGUGGUGACAGGAGGUGCCAGUGGUAUAGGUCUUGCCAUGUCUCAGGCCAUUAUAGCCUCAGGCUCACAUGUUGCCAUUGUUGAUAUGAACCAAGAUGAAGCGCACAGGCAGGCCAAGACUCUCCUGGAACAAUUCAAAGCUGAAAAUCCCGGGAUUGAAGAGUAUGUUACUGUUCUAUUCCUCAUCUUCGACAAAUGUCCAUUCAAGAUACUGAUGCACGAUCAAAGUAUACCCCGAGUAACCGCCCACUACGCCGACGUGGCCGAUCCCACCUCUGUCAACGACUCGAUCGCCGAAAUAAUCGCCACACAAGGAAGAAUCGACCACCUGGUGACCUGCGCCGGGUUCACUGAGAAUUUCAGCGCAGUCAGCUACCCCCACGAUCGCAUGCAGAGAUUGUGGGGUGUUGUGGUGGACGGAACAUACCUUUUCACGACUGGUGUUGCAAAGCACUUGAUUGAACGCCAAGCUGCUGGGAGCAUGGUGGUUAUCGGCAGCAUGUCUGGAACCAUUGUCAACGUUCCUCAGCCGCAGGCGCCGUACAACGCGGCUAAAGCAGCCGUUCGACAUCUGGCUGCAUCGCUCGCGGUUGAGUGGGCUAGUCAUGAUAUUCGCGUGAACUGCAUUAGCCCAGGAUAUAUUUUGACCGCACUUACGAAAGAAAUCUUGGACGAGAAUGUUGAGUUCCGUGAUAAGUGGAUCUCUCUUAUUCCCGCUGGUAAGGUGGGGAAGCCGGAAGAUUUGAUGGGAGCGGUGGUUUUCUUGCUUAGUGACUCUGCCAGAUACAUUACUGGGGCUGACUUGCGUGUUGACGGUGGUUAUACUCUGACUUAA